Molecule: messenger RNA, 570 nt
Organism: Pollicipes pollicipes
Lineage: Eukaryota; Metazoa; Arthropoda; Thecostraca; Pollicipedomorpha; Pollicipedidae
Product: partitioning defective 3 homolog
Exons: 4
Coding region: 205-570 (121 amino acids)
Source: RefSeq, a predicted model, not a curated record
GCUGUGCUGACAGGCGAGCUGACCGCGGUGUUGCCCUUUUGGCUUUUAGCCUUUAGCUAUUGAACACCCGAGCCCUUAGUUAUAAAAUUCACUAUUUUAGACAAAAAUAAAUGCACUAGACUAAAAGUUAAGGGUGUUGAGUGCGACUGUUUUACUGGCUCCAGCCUCAGCACGAAGUCCUCCAGUCUUGAGUCGCUGCAGGCCAUGGCGCACGAGGUGUCGCUGGUGGAGGACAGCGAGUGGCCGUUGGCGCACGGCGCCGCCGCCCAGGCCGUGCGCGGCCGCGGCCGCAACGAGGGCUUUCGCGCCGCUGUCGACCGCAGCUACGAGGCGCCGCUGACCAACGUGCGGGACCGCGUGGGGACUCUGCCGCUGGCAGCUGACGCCGAAUUUGUCACCUAUCUUGCGGACGAGGGGGCGGUGCCGGGCUUCGGCCGCGACCGAGCCGCCCGCCAGAGCUCAAUGAGCUCAGGUACUGCCGACGCCAAGAAGGCGAAGCGACGCUCCGGCCUGCUGAAGAGACUCGGCAGUAUGUUCAGACCCGACCCGAUCCAACCAAUCCUGACUUGA